CUUACUUCCCCCAAGAUACUACUAGGUACAACCCCAUCUUCAUCACCUCCAUCUCUAUAUCACAACCAUUGAAACUUGAAUCUGGAUAUUGGUAUUACUAUUGGUUUUUAGGAAAGGUUGCUUUCUACGCGUCGAGCCCAGUGUCGAAUUCUUCACCAUGAAGUUGUCUGCUACUGCUACCGUCUUGGGGUUGCUUCCCUUGGCCCUGGCCGAAUCGAUUCUGGUCACGUUCCCUUCAGGUACCCCUGACUCGGUGGUUGAUCAGGCAAAGCAAUCAGUUAAGGACGCUGGUGGCAAGAUCACCCAUAAUUACACUUUGCUCAAGGGCUUCGCAGCCGACACCAAGGACGAUUCGGUUCAACAGCUGUCGACUGAAUUCGCAGCAUACAAUCCAACUAUUGAGAAAGACAUCACUGUCACUAUCCAGUAAUGGGAUAUUGGAUAUUCCGAGAGAAGAAGCUCCCUUUUCUCCAUUCCAUAUUGGUACUGAAUGAUGGAUGGUUCUCCCGCUGGUUUCGGGGCUUGACCGUUGAUGCUCGAUAAUGGAUGAAUAGAUGGGGGAAAACUAGCCUAGAUUGUAAUUCAGGAUUUCUAUGUAUCAUUGUCUUUCUCUGUUUUGAGAAAGGGAGUAUGUGUCUCGUCGCCUGAAUGAACCAUGUUAUGGACUUCUAAAGCCGGCGACUGUUUCCCAUAACUCAACAAACAACAAAAUCACCAUGACAUGAAUAACUGACUUGGAUAAUUCGUCACAAUUUUAAAUUUUAUGAACCACUUUGAUCUUUGGUGGGUGUUGUUUCAUAUGGUGGAAGUAGAAAAUAGGAAGCAACGCCGUGGGUGA
Molecule: messenger RNA, 838 nt
Organism: Aspergillus welwitschiae
Lineage: Eukaryota; Fungi; Ascomycota; Eurotiomycetes; Eurotiales; Aspergillaceae
Exons: 4
Coding region: 158-430 (90 amino acids)
Biological process (GO): vacuole fusion, non-autophagic
Molecular function (GO): endopeptidase inhibitor activity
Source: RefSeq, a predicted model, not a curated record